AUGAAAGGGGAAGAAAUUCAAUGUCUUUCCCAAGAGCAAUCAUAUAAAUUCACAACUCAGAAAUAUCAGAUAAAGGCGUUAACGAGGACAUCUGACACGGAACUGACAAGGAGAGACACGAGUGACAGAUGUCGCCUGGCCGUUACUCAGCCACUGUCUUCUUUUCUUCUCCUUUUUCUUCUUUUUCUUCUUCAUCUUUUACUUCUUUUUCUAUUUUUUUGCUUUUUUCUUCUUCUUUUCUUCUUCUUUUCCUUUUCCUUCUUUUCUUCUUCUUUAUCUUUUUCUAUUUCCUCUUCUUUUUUCUUCUGUUUCUUCCUCUUUAUCUUUUACUUCUUUUUCUAUUUUUUUUCUUUUCUUCUUUUCUUCUGUUUCUUCUUUAUCUUAUACUUUUUUCUUUUUCUUUUCUUACUCUUUUCUUCUUUUUCUUUUCUUCUUCUCCUUUUACUUUUUCUUCCUUUUCUUUAUCUUUUACUUCUUUUUCUAUUUCUUCUUCUUCUGUUUCUUCUUUUCCUUUUUCUUUUUUUCUUUAUCUUUUACUUCUUUUUUCUAUUUCUUUUCUUCUUCUUUUCUUCCCCUUCAUCUUUUUCCUUCUUUUUCUUUUCUUCUUUUCUUCUUUAUUCUUUUCCUCUUUCUUCUUUUUCUUCUUUUUCUUUAUCUUUUAGUUAUUUUUCUAUUUCUUUUUCUUUUUCUUCUUCCGUUUCUUCUUUUUCUUCUUUUCUUUUUUCUUCUUUCUCUUCGGUUUCUUCUUUGUCUUUUGCUUCUAUUACACUUUAUUUUCUUCCUCUUUUUUCUUUUCUUCUUCUUCUUCUUUUCUUCUUCUUCUAUAUACUUUGUCCCUUCAGGAAGUGA
Acanthosepion pharaonis is the source of this 849-nucleotide messenger RNA. NCBI's taxonomy places the organism in Eukaryota, Metazoa, Mollusca, Cephalopoda, Sepiida, Sepiidae. The record is from the annotation of a GenBank genome assembly.